GUGCAUGCCGACGCGUCCAACUUUGUCUCCAAUGUGAGCAAGCAAGAAGCCUACACACAGGUGCUGGAACAAGCCAGAGGGCUGUUCUAUGAUCAAAGGAAUUGGCAACCUCUCCAACGCAGCCUCUCUACUCUGGCACGCCCUUCACGCUCUCCCUCCCCAUCUUCUCACACAAACUGGGCUGGCUUCUACGUCCUUGACCCUGCUUCCCCAACCAAACAACUCAUCCUGGGACCCUUCCAAGGCAAAGUAGCUUGCCAGACCAUCCGCUUCGGCAGAGGUGUCUGCGGCACCGCUGCUUCCACACAAACGACGCAGUUGGUGCAUGAUGUGGAAAUGUUCCCGGGACAUAUUGCUUGUGAUGCAGAGAGUGCGAGUGAGAUUGUUGUGCCGAUUUUGCAGGGGCGAAAGGUUGUUGCCAUUAUUGAUGUCGACUGUGCUGUGAAAAACGGCUUUGACGACGAAGAUAAGAAGUACCUUGAAGAGCUGGCCGAACUCAUUGCCGAGUCUUGCGACUUUUGA
Messenger RNA from Aureobasidium vineae, 522 nucleotides. The record is from the annotation of a GenBank genome assembly. Lineage: Eukaryota; Fungi; Ascomycota; Dothideomycetes; Dothideales; Saccotheciaceae.